Racocetra fulgida is the source of this 121-nucleotide messenger RNA. The record is from the annotation of a GenBank genome assembly. NCBI's taxonomy places the organism in Eukaryota, Fungi, Glomeromycota, Glomeromycetes, Diversisporales, Gigasporaceae.
CAAUAUAUGCAAAAUCAAUAUGCUAAUGGAGGCUUAAUGUCUUAUAUCACAGAUCUAAGAUUAUCUAGAAAUAUGAAUCUGUUUUACGGUGUAUCACCUUACGUUGCCUUGGUGGUGUUAA